Phaeodactylum tricornutum CCAP 1055/1 is the source of this 366-nucleotide messenger RNA. RefSeq lists its product with no specific name. The record is from RefSeq and is a predicted model, not a curated record. The coding region runs from base 1 to 366 and encodes 121 amino acids. Gene Ontology annotation, biological process: DNA repair. Gene Ontology annotation, molecular function: methylated-DNA-[protein]-cysteine S-methyltransferase activity. The transcript has a single exon. NCBI's taxonomy places the organism in Eukaryota, Bacillariophyta, Bacillariophyceae, Surirellales, Neidiaceae.
AUGGCAGCACUAGCCUUGCUUUCUUCGGGACAGAUCCCGCUGACGACCUUCCAAGCCAAGGUGUACCAUGCUCUAGUAAAAGUACCGGAAGGAAAAGUGACCACCUACAAAGAACUAGGUUUGGCGAUCGAUUGCCGUUCAGCCCAGGCAAUCGGACAAGCUCUCAAGCGGAAUCCGUACGCUCCCACGGUGCCCUGUCACCGGGUGGUGCAGUCGGAUCUAUCGCUAGGGGGCUUUGGAGGCACACGUAGUGGGGCGAAGAUUGACCGAAAGAUAGCACUCCUGCAAUCGGAGGGUGUUCGGUUGAACGGCAAUGGCUGCAUCGAGAAGUCGAGCGUCUAUACUUUUCCGAAGAAACCACAAUAA